Messenger RNA from Racocetra persica, 213 nucleotides. The record is from the annotation of a GenBank genome assembly. NCBI's taxonomy places the organism in Eukaryota, Fungi, Glomeromycota, Glomeromycetes, Diversisporales, Gigasporaceae.
AAUUUAACAUUGAAAUAGAAUCUAUAAAUGAUACAAAAGAAGAUAAGUCUGUAAAUAAUAUACCAAAAGCUAGUACAAGCAAGAAAAAAUAUAGCAAUUGCAGUUUAAAAGAUCAUAAUGCAUAUAUAUAUCCAGAUUUCAUAGAAUAUUCUGCUAUUGAUAUAAAUGAAAUUGACGAUAUAAACAAGAAAAAAUAUAGAAUUUGUGGUUUAA